This is a messenger RNA of Erinaceus europaeus (western European hedgehog), 2044 nucleotides long. RefSeq names its product ubiquitin specific peptidase 14 (gene USP14). Gene Ontology annotation, biological process: proteasome-mediated ubiquitin-dependent protein catabolic process; regulation of proteasomal protein catabolic process; protein deubiquitination. Gene Ontology annotation, molecular function: cysteine-type deubiquitinase activity; proteasome binding. The record is from RefSeq and is a predicted model, not a curated record. The transcript has 15 exons. Lineage: Eukaryota; Metazoa; Chordata; Mammalia; Eulipotyphla; Erinaceidae. Bases 84 to 1490 code for a protein of 468 amino acids.
ACUAUGACUUCUUUUUUUCAGUUACUGUGAAAUGGGGGAAGGAAAAAUUUGAAGGUGUAGAACUGAACACUGAGGAGCCUCCAAUGGUGUUCAAGGCUCAGCUUUUUGCCUUGACUGGAGUCCAGCCGGCCAGACAGAAAGUUAUGGUGAAAGGAGGAACACUGAAGGAUGAUGAUUGGGGAAACAUCAAAAUUAAAAAUGGAACGACUCUACUGAUGAUGGGGUCAGCAGAUGCCCUUCCUGAAGAACCUUCUGCUAAAACUGUCUUUGUAGAAGACAUGACAGAAGAACAGCUAGCAUCUGCUAUGGAGUUACCAUGUGGAUUGACAAAUCUUGGUAACACUUGUUACAUGAAUGCUACAGUUCAGUGUAUCCGUUCAGUGCCUGAACUCAAAGAUGCCCUUAAAAGGUACGCAGGUGCCCUGAGAGCCUCGGGGGAGAUGGCGUCAGCACAGUAUAUCACUGCAGCCCUUAGAGAUCUGUUUGAUUCCAUGGAUAAAACUUCUUCUAGUAUUCCGCCUAUUAUACUACUGCAGUUCUUGCACAUGGCCUUCCCACAGUUUGCUGAGAAGGGCGAGCAAGGACAGUAUCUCCAACAGGAUGCUAAUGAAUGUUGGAUACAGAUGAUGCGAGUAUUGCAACAGAAGUUGGAGGCCAUAGAUGAUGAUUGUGUUAAAGAGACAGACUCACCAUCUUCAUCAGCAGUGACUCCUUCUAAAAAGAAGAGUUUAAUCGAUCAGUUCUUUGGCGUUGAAUUUGAAACUACCAUGAAGUGCACAGAAUCUGAAGAAGAAGAAGUCACUAAAGGAAAGGAAAAUCAACUUCAGCUUAGCUGUUUUAUCAAUCAAGAAGUCAAGUAUCUUUUUACAGGACUUAAAUUGAGACUUCAAGAAGAAAUUACUAAGCAGUCUCCAACAUUGCAAAGAAAUGCUUUGUAUAUCAAAUCUUCCAAGAUCAGCCGAUUGCCUGCUUACCUGACUAUCCAGAUGGUUCGUUUUUUUUAUAAAGAAAAGGAAUCUGUGAAUGCUAAAGUUCUUAAGGAUGUCAAGUUUCCUCUUAUGUUGGAUGUAUAUGAACUGUGUACACCAGAACUCCAAGAGAAAAUGGUCUCUUUCCGAUCAAAAUUCAAGGAUCUAGAAGAUAAAAAAGUGAACCAGCAGCCAAAACCAGCUGAUAAAAAGGGUAGUCCCCAGAAAGAAGUUAAAUAUGAACCCUUUUCAUUUGCUGAUGACAUUGGCUCCAAUAACUGUGGAUACUAUGAUCUACAAGCUGUGCUAACACACCAGGGAAGGUCUAGUUCUUCAGGUCACUAUGUAUCUUGGGUGAAAAGAAAACAAGAUGAGUGGAUCAAGUUUGACGACGACAAGGUCAGCAUUGUGACACCCGAAGACAUCUUGCGGCUUUCUGGCGGUGGAGAUUGGCAUAUAGCUUAUGUUUUAUUGUAUGGGCCUCGCAGGGUUGAGAUAAUAGAAGAUGAAACCGAACAGUAGUCUUCAUUUUAGCUAUUAUGACUAGGUGUGGAAUAAAUGUUCCCUGUUGAUCUUACCUAUAAUCUGGGGCUUCAGAGGAUACGUGUGGAUGGUUUUACAGGUUUCCCCUCACUGGGACACGAGGGUGCAAGCGGGCCACUCUCUUUAUCAACAUAGAGAAUUGCAGAAGUGAAAAUUGUCUUUGGACUUCGCUGCCUUGCAUACAGGUGGCAGGAAGACAUUUAAAGCAUUGCUUAUGUUGAUUUGUUUAAAUCCUGAGUUGAAAUGUCUGUCAACCAUGACAGAUUUCCACCCUGAGAUUGAGCAGUAAGGUAUUUAUUGCACACCUGUUGCUAUCUGUUGUCCUUGCAUGGUUUCAGCCACCACUCAGUAGCUAGCUGCCCAUCCCUGGCCUUAUCUGACAUGUUGUCGGAGGCGGUGAGGAUGUGCUGCUCUCCAUUGUGUAACUCAUGCUGCUGUCCACACCCCAUGGGCACAUGGGUACAAUCAAGUAUUUGCCCAGCCUGACUGCUGGCUUUUCAUGACUUUACAAUAAAUUGUGAUCGAUAACAAUA